UAAGGUUUAUCUUUUUACUUUGUUUUUGUUGUUAUUAAUCAUGUUCUUCUCUAAUCAAGCCUCUCAAGUUUUACGAGAUGGUGCCGCUGAAGAAAAAGGAGAGCGAGCGCGCUUGAUGAAUAUCAUGGGUGCUAUUUCCGUCGCUGACAUUGUAAAAACUACUUUGGGACCUAAGGGAAUGGACAAAAUCCUUCAAGGAAUGGAUCGAACUCAAAAUGUUAGGGUAACAAAUGAUGGUGCCACUAUUCUCAAGUCAUUGAUCAUGGACAAUCCAGCUGCAAAGAUUUUAAUUGAUAUGAGUAAUACGCAGGAUGAGGAAGUCGGUGAUGGAACUACUAGCGUUACUGUUUUAGCUGGUGAACUCCUUCGUAACGCUGAAAAACUUUUAGAUCAAUCAAUUCAUCCACAAACAAUUAUUGAUGGUUAUCGUAUGGCAAGUAUAGCCGCUCACGAGGCUCUUGCUGCUUCCACUGAGGACCAUGGUAACAAUAAAGAACUUUUUUAUGAGGAUCUUAUUCGAAUUGCUAAGACCACGUUAAGUUCUAAAAUUAUCACUGUGGAAUCUGACCACUUUGCCAAGUUAUGUGUUGAUGCUGUUCUUCGCCUUAAGGGGAGUGGGAACCUUGAGAUGAUUAAUAUCAUGAAAAAGCUUGGUGGUACGUUGCGCGACAGCUAUUUGGAGCCUGGAUUUCUUCUGGACAAAAAAAUCGGAAUCGGCCAACCUCGUUAUCUUGAAAACGCUAAAAUUCUUGUUGCCAAUACUCCCAUGGAUACUGACAAAAUUAAAAUAUUUGGAGCGAAGGUUGCUGUUGAAAGUGUUGCGGAGCUGGCCGAGGUUGAAGCAUCAGAGAAAAGCAAGAUGAAGGCUAAAUGUAUGAAGAUCAUAAAACACAACAUCAACUGUUUUAUAAACCGCCAACUUAUCUACAACUAUCCGGAAGAGAUUUUUGCACAGCAUGGCAUCAUGGCUAUUGAACAUGCAGACUUUGAUGGAAUUGAGCGCCUUGCGAAGGCUCUUGGUGCUGAUGUGGUUUCUACUUUUGAUGAAACCGCAAACGUCCAAUACGGUUUUGCUGAGCGCAUCGACGAAUUUAUGAUUGGAGAGGGAACCGUGAUACGCUUUUCAGGGCUACCGAAGGGUGAAGCGUGCACGAUUGUUCUUCGAGGUACGUCUCGCCACAUCUUGGAUGAAGCUGAGCGAUCGAUCCAUGACGCUUUGUGUGUCAUCUCCGAGACCAUCAAGGAGACACGUACUGUUCUUGGUGCGGGAUGUUCUGAGUUUUUAAUGGCACAAGCUGUUGAGGAGAAAGCUAAAUCGGUUCCUGGGAAGAAGCAAUUGGCAAUGCUAGCCUUUGCAACUGCUAUUCGAACCAUUCCCGCAAUUAUUGCUGAUAACGCCGGCCUUGACAGCAAUGAUCUGGUGACACGUCUGCAGGCUGCUCAUUUUAAAGGUGAUCGCUCCUAUGGGAUUGAUGUCAUAAAGGGUGAUAUUGCUGAUGUUAAGGAACUUGGUAUUACAGAAUCCUAUAAGGUAAAGAGUUCUGUCGUAGCAUAUGCAUCAGAAGCAGCUGAAAUGAUCUUGCGUGUUGAUGAAGUUCUCCGCGCUGUUCCUCGUCAACGCACACGAGAGUAA
Messenger RNA from Phytomonas sp. Hart1, 1633 nucleotides. The record is from the annotation of a GenBank genome assembly. NCBI's taxonomy places the organism in Eukaryota, Euglenozoa, Kinetoplastea, Trypanosomatida, Trypanosomatidae.